AGUAAUCCAGUUGUUGAGAGGUGUGGCCAAUCAGAUUCCUAUAAAAUCACUGGUCCUGUGCUGCGGAGCUCAGAGAUCGGAGCCUUCUUCUGAGACUCAUCAACCAACAUCACAACCAGCCUGCUGACCGACCUGACAUCAAGCAGACUUUCUCUCGAGUCUCCAGCUCUCCAGAUUCAGUCAUGGCGUCUCCUGCUGGCCUCGCAUUCCUGCUGUUGGUGUCGUCUGCCCUCCUCAUCUCCACCACGAUCGGCCCUGCAUCUGCCUGACAGAACCAGCUGCAGAAAAGGUCUCCAGAGGACUCAAAGAAAAUCAAAGAAGGGUUUACUGCACUGGGCAAGUUUGCUCUUAGCAGAAUCGACACAAUUACUUCAGUAGUCUGCCCUUUUCUGUAUAUUAUUCCAGUUUAUGGGCCACUGAUAAGUGACCUUGUCAAACUUGCAGCAUCAGAAAUAGAAGGAUACACUGAUAUGGACCUUCUCAUGGGUGAAUUUGAACAUCUUAAUACUAAGCUUGACCAAUAUCACGCAGAGCAGAAGUGGGACAGCUGGGCAAGUAGUGCCUACCACAAGCCAGAGCUGGAUAUUGACGUAGCGUGGAAAACGUACACAACUCUGUUGAAGAGUCUUAGGGAGGCAAAAGAUGAUAAAAAAAGGGAGGACCAUAAGAAGGAAUUUGAGAAAGCCUAUGAAAAGUUUGAGCCUGCCACUAAGACAUUACACAGUUUGCUGAUUGAUAAAGGUGUGAGCUUCAAAUAUCCCCUGGGAGAUUUACUGGCUGAACAUGUUAACUGUCAUGAAAAGAAUAUCAGAGAAUACACUGUGUUCAUUUAUAAACUCAUCUACAAAGGCAAUACAAUGAAUGAAUUCUACUACAAACUCAAGCACACAGAGUCUGAUGCAAAGGCUAAUGAGAUGGCUAACAUUGCAUAUGACGCAGCAUCAGUGAUGUUCCAAGUCCACAUGCAGUGCAUUAAAAACAGCAUGGACUACGUUAAAAAGGAUGUUAAAAGUAUCAUUGACCAAAAAAAAGCUCGUUCAGAACUAGCAAAAGAAGUCUGGUCAUUCCUGGUGAAGGAGUACGACAGGUACGACUGGAUGGUUGUUGCCUUUAUAAGCAAGAAAUCUCAACAUGAAAAAAUGAAGACACUGAACAGUCACGUCUUGACAGGAUUUACUCCGGUGGAAGAAGGCAUCGUUACUGUGGCUGUAGCCAGACAGGUGAAAGGGACUCACGAUAAGGCAGCUUUAGUCAAACAAGCCAUUGGCAGAUGCAUUGACGAGAAAGUCCUGUGUUACAAGGUAGCAGAGAAACUUGCUAAAUGUAAUGAACUUGUGGAAGGUAAGCCAGUGUCUCAGAGGUACACAGCAGUGCACGCCUAUUUAAGAGAUGCUCACGACAGCCAGGAUGCACAGAAAGAACAAGAGGAAGACUAUGACGUUAAUACUGCUCCCGAAGACAGUCCAGAUCUGUACAUUUAUAAUGGGAAGUGUACGAAAUCUCCAGGUGUGAAGGGUGGCAAGUUUGUAGUUUUGAUUAAAAGUGAUGAAGAAAUGAUGACAGAAGAUCCCUGCUCCAAGCUGGACUGUGGUGAGAAAGAAAAGAGAGGCAGCUGUGUUAGUAUGAAAGACGUGUUCCUGGCAGCGUGCGAGUGUAAUAACCCAUACUACGGCCAGAAUUGUGAGGAGAGCUUAGAUGACUACAAGAAGGACUUAAAGGCAACGAUAGCAGUGGUGGACAACAGGCGUCGUUUGGUUGGUUCUGGCUAAUGACACAUUCUGGUGUCAGCGAAUUUCAGGAAAUGGCAUGAUUUUGGAAAAUUGGUAAAGUUCACAUUUAACUAAAUAUUCUCACUGAGGGUCAGAGUUCAGGUCCAUUUCAUGAGAAUUUUUUUUGGGUAAAUGGCCAAUUCCUUAACAUAAUGGGCAGAAAUCUAUGGUUAAAUUGUUUGAAAAAGUAAAAGUACAGUGAUAUUUUAUUUGAAAUUAUUUAAUAUUCAUGUAUGAACUGUGUUGAUGUAUCUAUAGUAAAUUUUCAUUUUCCCACCUUUUUCAUUAGACCCCACAUGGGGAAAAACAGAAAAUGCAUUUAUACCAUAUAUACACCAAUAUAUGUAUUUCAGACACAUUUGAUUAUUGAUUUUAUUACUAUGUUUGAUUUGACAAA
Cyprinus carpio (common carp) is the source of this 2166-nucleotide messenger RNA. RefSeq lists its product as uncharacterized. The record is from RefSeq and is a predicted model, not a curated record. The transcript is spliced from 2 exons. The coding region runs from base 471 to 1769 and encodes 432 amino acids. NCBI's taxonomy places the organism in Eukaryota, Metazoa, Chordata, Actinopteri, Cypriniformes, Cyprinidae.